Molecule: messenger RNA, 1173 nt
Organism: Lacerta agilis (Sand lizard)
Lineage: Eukaryota; Metazoa; Chordata; Lepidosauria; Squamata; Lacertidae
Gene: ALKAL2
Product: ALK and LTK ligand 2
Exons: 5
Coding region: 64-540 (158 amino acids)
Biological process (GO): positive regulation of ERK5 cascade; positive regulation of ERK1 and ERK2 cascade
Molecular function (GO): receptor signaling protein tyrosine kinase activator activity; receptor tyrosine kinase binding
Source: RefSeq, a predicted model, not a curated record
UGGUUUCAGGUAGUGGACUCGGAAGGUGGCUCCAUCUAUCCCUCGUUUGCCCUCGGAAGCGCCAUGGGCAGAUUCCUGAGAUCCCCUGCGUUGGUUGGGCUGGUGCUGGCGAUGCUUUCAGCGGGACAUUGCGAAGAGAGACCCGAAUCUAGCGCAGGGCUGAAGGAAAGGCAGAACCUCUUAAACCUGAUCAUGGAGAUCAUUCAGGAACUGAAAAAAUACCACCUGGAGGAGGACGAGGAGAACGGGGUUCACUACAAACAAGACUAUCUUUUGGACCGAAGAAGGGAAGUACCGGUAGUACCCGAUUAUGGAUCUUACUCAGAAGAACAGAGAGUUGAAAUAGUUCCUAGAGAUCUGAGAAUGAAAGACAAGUUUUUAAACCAUUUAACAGGUCAUCUUUAUUUUGGUCCAAAAUGCACUAAACACUUUCAUAGACUUUACCAUCAUACAAGAGACUGCACCAUUCCUGCAUACUAUAAAAGAUGUGCCAGACUUCUUACUCGGUUGGCAGUAAGUCCAAUGUGCUCGGAAGGAUAAGAUGUUACUACUAUCAAGGGAAAAAGCUAUUAUCAAGAACCAAGAGAAGUGCCUUGGAAACCAACAGGGAAAUUGAACUUACCAUCUUUGUAACAUAUUCCAUUGUGAACAAGAGAUUUAUUUUUGCAAGUUGAUAGACUACUUCCCAUAAAAUCUUUAAACAUGUGUUUUCUAUUCUGUCACCACUGUUUACAGAUACACAAUUUUUUUCCGGUAGUUUUUCCUACCAUAACAAUUUAAAAUGUUUCAUACUUUGAAGCCACCCUAUAUCAGAAGUGUUGCAUUGCCAAAAAAAAUCAGUGAAUUAUCAACCUCCCAAGUAAGAACAUGUUUCAUUUAGAGACGUCAUGGGACACUUUCAAGGAAGCCUUCCUGUGGAGAAGGUUACCUUUCUUGCUUAUGCAAUUCGAAGUGUUUGGUUACAAAUGUUUCAUAAAUCUGUUGUGGUGUACUCUUACCGAGUGCAAACUGCAUGCCAUGUGGAAGAGACAAACAUGUUUUAAGUAAAACUUGGAUUCUGCAUCCACUCAAAUGCCAUCCGUUUCCUGUACAAUAGAGGUAUGAACAUUCCAGCUAAAUGUGCAAUAUGUAAAUACUGUAAAUAACAUACGUAAUAAAGUGUUGGGUUUAUAA